UUUCGGCUCAUUUCCAACAUGGUGGACAAAAAUGUACAGAUAUUGUACAAUAAUGAAAUAAAAUUAGGAAUUUCGAUUGCUUGAAAAUAUCCUAACAGAAAUUCAUGGCUUUGCGCGGUCUUCUUUCAAAAUAUCUGUUCGGGUGCCCUUUUAAAAAUAUCAAUUUUGCGCUAAAAACAGGAACAGUUGUCAACGUCAAUUCCUUUCAUGAAUUUUCUGCAAACAUUUUCAAAUACAGACAACUUUCAAGUGUGACAGGUGAUUAUGAGAAACUUUGGGACGCCGUUACUGGUGGCCGUGGAACUGGCAGGGGAAAGAAAAAGACCAAACCUAAGGAUAAAGAAUCUACUCCAACUGGAUUUGGAAAAUUUGGCAAGAAAUGGCCAGGUCUUGACACCCCAGUGAGGGUCAAACCAGGAAAGGGUGGAAAAAAGCUGAAAGAAGGAUAUUUGCCCAAGCCUCAAAUGUCAGAGGUCACAAGACCUAAGAAAGGAUUUCCAGUUUCCAAAUCAUUUGUCAGCGAGAGAGAACCACGUAGGGAGAUGCCUGCCUGGAAAAAAGCGUUUAUUGCAGGAGAAAAAAUGUACGGGCAAGAUUUGUCAAGACGAGGUUGGAGUGGAAAGACGUGGCGUGGUCGGGAGUUUGGACCCCCAGAGACAGCCACUGGAGAUUCUUUAGAAGACUUUCAAUCAAUUGUUUUGGAGCUUCGUCGUGUGAGCAACAUGACUUCAGGGGGAAGAAAGCGGUCACAACGUGCUAUUGUUGUUGUUGGUAACAAGAAUGGAGCUGCAGGAUUUGCAGUUGGAAAGGCACAAAGUGGCAUCAGCGCUUUAAAAAAGGCAAAAAACAAAGCAGCAAAAUACUUGUAUUAUGUUGAUCGCUGUGAGGAUCGUACAAUAUAUCACGACUUCCUGAGCACACAUCGUAAGACAAAGAUCAAGUUUGAAAGAAAACCUCCAGGAUAUGGUCUAAGAUGCCACAGAAUCAUCCGUGCAGUUGCUGAUUGCAUUGGGAUCGAGGACAUGAGAUGUAAGAUAACAGGAUCUACGACACCGAUCAGUGUUGUUCGAGCUGUUUUCCAAGGCCUACUGAGUCAGGAAACACACGAACAACUUGCAGAACGCAAAGGCCUUCACGUGGUCGAAUGCCGACCGGAGAAUAGCAUGCGACCGAUGGUUGUCGCUUCUCCGAGCCCGCAAGCCGCUAGGGCAGCGGAGAAACAAAGAACGCUCGAAGACAAGGAUUACGACUUUGAUGAAAUUUUUGAUCCGUACAAAGGCGCUCAUCGACCGAGAAAAGUUAAACUUUAAAAUAUUGUUUUGCUUUUACUCGGGGAUACACAAGAUACAAUAUUGAAGAGGUUGUAUUGUAAUAAAAGGGAAAAUUUAUCAUAGCAGAGCAUGUUAUCGUGAUGUUCCUAUUCAUUAGACAUUUUCCGGAAUAAAACGAAUUUCGAAUUAUGAAAAUUCACCUGUUUAGCUAAAACGAGCGUAAAAGUGGCCAGUUGUAUAAAAGACCAGUUGACUUUUCGUGGCAGAAUGGACCAAUCAGUCGUGUAUUUUUGAGUGAACCGUAUACGAUUUAACUACACAAAAUGUAGUUUAUAUAACCAGCCCCAGGUUAUCCAAAAUGGCGGGAAAAGACUGGGAUUAGUUGAUCAAUUUGCAUUCCGCGUGAAAAAGCGUUACAGCGUAAAAUAUCUUUUCAGGAAAUGCACUAUUAUAGCACUCGGUGCUUCCACUGGUGCUUCCAUUUACACCAAUUUCAACAUUACCAAACCUCCGUGAAUGUCUUGUAUGUUAUGCCCCAUCUGGCAUCUAUUUCGAGUCAAAAAUCAUAAAUCCAAUAUGAUAUUGACGUAUUGACUGAUAUACAUUAUAUUGGUGAUGUAAAGACACUUCAAG
Molecule: messenger RNA, 1904 nt
Organism: Dendronephthya gigantea
Lineage: Eukaryota; Metazoa; Cnidaria; Anthozoa; Malacalcyonacea; Nephtheidae
Product: 28S ribosomal protein S5, mitochondrial-like
Exons: 10
Coding region: 105-1310 (401 amino acids)
Biological process (GO): translation
Cellular component (GO): ribosome
Molecular function (GO): structural constituent of ribosome; RNA binding
Source: RefSeq, a predicted model, not a curated record